AUGUCAUUUUGGACAUCUUACCGCUCGCUAAAACCUCGGACCCGUCUUCUCUUCGGCCUAGGCCUGAUGGGUUACGCAGCCUUUGGAAUGUGGGCAUCACCCAAACUCGAGCAAUCGCUAGGCAUGACUCCGUCAAAGGAGGAGCAGGCAGAACUUGACCGGAAACUCUCGAUCAACGUCUCGAGGGUGGAUAAAUGA
Molecule: messenger RNA, 198 nt
Organism: Nannizzia gypsea CBS 118893
Lineage: Eukaryota; Fungi; Ascomycota; Eurotiomycetes; Onygenales; Arthrodermataceae
Exons: 2
Coding region: 1-198 (65 amino acids)
Source: RefSeq, a predicted model, not a curated record